GCUCUCACCGGCUUCGCUGCAGAGUGCACACCCCAACACAGCCAAACUUCUCUGUCUCUCAUGCUCUGUUUCGCUACGAACCAGAGCAUGGCGCGCCUUACCUGGUCUUCCUUUCUCUUUGUCCUUUAUAUCUUCCAUGUUUCUGAUGCCGGUUCCAUCGGAGUGAACUACGGCCGUAUCGCUAACAACCUUCCCUCGGCAGCAAAGGUUGUGGAGCUUCUCAAAUCUCAUGGCCUAGGGCGUGUCAAGGUCUUCGACACCGACCCGGCAGUCCUCAAAGCCUUGUCCGGAUCCGGAAUCAGGGUCACGGUGGACCUUCCCAAUGAGCUUCUCUUCGCCGCUGCCAGAAGCAAGUCCUUCGCCUCCACUUGGGUACAGAGUAACAUUGCGGCCUACUACCCCGCCACCGAGAUCGAAGCCAUUGCCGUGGGAAACGAAGUCUUCGCGGACAAACGCAACACGACCCGGUUCCUCGUACCCGCGAUGAAAAACAUCCACGACGCUCUUGUCAAGUACAACCUUAACAACGCCAUAAAAGUCUCUUCCCCCAUUGCCCUCAGCGCCCUCCAAAACUCUUACCCAUCUUCGGCCGGGUCGUUCAGGCCCGAACUAGUUGAACCCAUUUUCAGACCCAUGUUGGACUUCCUCCGCCAAACUGGUUCGUUCCUUAUGGUCAAUGCGUACCCUUUCUUCGCCUACGAGUCAAACUCUGACGUAAUCUCGCUGGACUACGCUCUGUUCCGUGAAAACCCGGGUGUGGUGGACUCCGGCAACGGGUUACGGUACUUCAGCUUAUUUGACGCUCAGGUUGACGCCGUUUUUGCCGCCUUAUCCGCAUUGAAAUACGACGACAUCAAAAUGGUUGUAACGGAAACUGGUUGGCCUUCUGAGGGGGACGAAAAUGAGGUAGGUGCAUCGAUACAGAACGCGGCGGCGUACAACGGAAAUCUGGUGCGUAGGAUCUUGACAGGCGGCGGGACCCCUUUGAGACCCAAAGCGGAUCUGACCGUCUAUCUCUUCGCUCUCUUCAACGAGAACAAGAAAAACGGUCCCACGUCGGAGCGAAACUACGGGCUAUUCUACCCGAACGAGCAGAAAGUUUACGACAUACCGUUUACAGUGGAGGGCUUGAAGGAUUACCACGAUAACAGGCCACCGGCCACAGGUAAUCAACGGGUGACGACCCCGGUCAGCGGUGGUGGAGGGGGAGUUUCGACGAGCUCUUCAGGGAACAGGUGGUGCGUGGCGAAUGGUGAGAUGGGGAAGGAGAAGCUGCAGGCGGCUCUAGACUUCGCAUGUGGCGAAGGAGGGGCGGACUGCCGUCCGAUCCAACCGGGUGCCUCGUGUUACGAUCCCAACACACUCCACGCCCACGCUUCGUUCGCCUUCAACAGCUAUUACCAGAAGAAGGGUCGUGCGGGAGGUAGUUGUUACUUUGGUGGCGCGGCGUACGUGGUCACGCAACAACCUAAGUUUGGGAAGUGCGAGUAUCCUACUGGGACUGGAUACUGAAGAGAGAGCAUGCAAUGGGGAACUGAGAAUGGUUGACUCAAGAUGUUGCCAUGUAAAAGAGUUGUCGAGAGAGAGAGAGAGAGAGAGAGAGAGAGAGAGGUUACAAUAGCAUUAUUAUUAUUUAUUGUAGUUGUUCAAUCGGUAGUAAUAAUUUUGGGUUUUCUGAACUCUUUUUGUACUAAAUGUCGGUAGGAAUCGUACGUUGGUGUCAAUAGACACUGAGCUGGGACUGUUUCGUCUGUAAUUAAUUUCCUCCAUCAAUCUCUAUAGUUGGUUUGGAUGUUGCAA
Juglans microcarpa x Juglans regia is the source of this 1800-nucleotide messenger RNA. RefSeq names its product glucan endo-1,3-beta-glucosidase 12-like. The record is from RefSeq and is a predicted model, not a curated record. Gene Ontology annotation, biological process: carbohydrate metabolic process. Bases 61 to 1512 code for a protein of 483 amino acids. Gene Ontology annotation, molecular function: hydrolase activity, hydrolyzing O-glycosyl compounds. NCBI's taxonomy places the organism in Eukaryota, Viridiplantae, Streptophyta, Magnoliopsida, Fagales, Juglandaceae. Gene Ontology annotation, cellular component: plasma membrane. The transcript has 3 exons.